Molecule: messenger RNA, 755 nt
Organism: Corticium candelabrum
Lineage: Eukaryota; Metazoa; Porifera; Homoscleromorpha; Homosclerophorida; Plakinidae
Product: membrane cofactor protein-like
Exons: 2
Coding region: 15-575 (186 amino acids)
Source: RefSeq, a predicted model, not a curated record
UAACACCAGGUCCAAUGCAGACAGUAUCUUCAUUGCCAUCUGUAAUUGUGCCUUCUCCGACUCCAUCUGUUGAUGUAUUACCAUCAUUCAGUGCAGUCCCUUCACCAACAAGAGCUCCAACACAGACAAUAUCUUCAGUAUCAUCUGUAAUUGUCCCGCCACCUCCUCCCCCAUCUGUGAUUGUCCCGCCACCUCCUCCCCCAUCUGUGAUUGUAUCACGAUCGGUCAUUGUAGUUCUUUCACCAACUAUUGCUCUACAGACAGUGUAUCAAAUGUCGGCUUUAUUGGAACUCACUCCAGUUCCUUCAGGUUUACUUACAUCAACUAUAGUACCAACAGUUCACGUUGCACCAACUCCAUGUCACUUGAUAAAUUGCCCUGUGCUGCAUUGUCCCAUGCAUGGCAGUAUGUCUACUAACGACAGUGUUUGCAAUACAACUGUGCACUUUGGUUGUGACGAUGGCUACUUUCUUGUUGGUCGCUCAAACUUAACCUGCCAGCCAAAUGGAGAGUGGGAUGGAAAUCCACCUUCUUGCGAAGGUAUUGUGACUUAUCUAGUACUUGUGGUUGCUUGAGAUUAGUCUGUAUGUAAUUGUGUAUGAUUUAUAUUUUAUUCAGUUAGUUACUGUCCAGAAUUAGUUCUUCGUUACAGUGGGUCAUUAUCAACAACCGAGACAUCAUGCAAUACAACUGUAGGCAUUGUGUGUGAUAAUAAUGGGGAGUUUCUGUGAUCUGACAUGGGGAUCGUUGGCAAU